Cyclopterus lumpus (lumpfish) is the source of this 1826-nucleotide messenger RNA. RefSeq lists its product as uncharacterized. The coding region runs from base 258 to 1424 and encodes 388 amino acids. Gene Ontology annotation, biological process: phosphocreatine biosynthetic process. NCBI's taxonomy places the organism in Eukaryota, Metazoa, Chordata, Actinopteri, Perciformes, Cyclopteridae. The record is from RefSeq and is a predicted model, not a curated record. Gene Ontology annotation, molecular function: creatine kinase activity. The transcript is spliced from 9 exons.
UGACUAAAAUGGGCUUUCAUACACAUGUGUGACGAUUGUAAUCAAGUUAAAGUUCCUUUUGAAGUAUUUUUAACUUGUUCUCCACUAGAAGUGAAAGCGUGGCGGUCCUUUCCACCUCCCGUGCGGUUAUAAAAAGGCCGCCGUUGUUGUUUGGAUUGUAACUGGACUCCUGGCCGGCUGCAGGACGAGCCGCUCGGCCAACCGACGCGACUAUUCUCGGACCCUUUGUUGUGCUGACGGUCGUACGGGCUGACGACAUGUGGAAGGUCAAACCUCCGGUUGCCUUUCCAAUGGAGACGAGGUACCAGACAAUUUUGGAGAGCCUGGUUCCCCCAGACCCCAUGUCCCACUUCCACCUGAGGAGAUUCUCUCCCGACGAGGAGUUUCCGGACCUGAACAGGAACUCCACCUGGAUGGGACGGAUCCUCACACCGGCCAUGUACCGCCGGCAGUUCCACCGCUGCACCCACAGCGGGGUCAUCUUCGAUGACGUCAUCCGCCCGGGCCUCGAGGAACCAGGUGAUUGGUCCGCUCCCGUAUCCGUGGGCUGCGUCGCGGGCGACGCUCAGUGCUACGUGCUGUUCUGUGACUUCUUCGAUCGAGUCAUCGAGAUGCAUCACCAACACGAGAUCACCAGCCAGACGCCGGAGGCCGACUUCAACCACGACAACUUGAAGGGCUCUUGCGACUUGGACCCGUCGUACGCCGUACGCUGCGAGGUGAGUGUCGUCCGAGGCGUCGACGACUUCAGCUUCCCGACGCACUGCAGCCGAGGAGAGCGCAGGCAGCUCCUCGCGCUGGCCAGGAGAGCUCUGCAGCGGCUGCCGGGUCGACUCCACCUCCUGGAGGAGCUGAACCAGGAGCAGCAGCGGGAGCUGAACCUGGACCCUCCGUCCUCCUCUCUGUUCCGCAUCGGCGUGGCCCGGGACUGGCCCGACGCCAGGGCGGUCUGGGUCAGCGAAGAUGGCCGCCUGGUGGUCCGGGUCAACAUGGAGGACCACCUCAGACUGGUGUCCACGCGAGACGACGCCGACGUCGCCGAGGCCUUCAAGUGCGUCAGCACCAACCUGCAGAAGCUGGAGGCGUCCUACCGGGAGCUCAGACACCCGUUCAGCUGGAAGCAGCAGCUGGGCUGGGUGAGCAGCUCUCCGGCCGACGUGGGGACGGGCCUGAGGAUCCGGGUCCACCUCAGGCUGCAACACCUCCCCGGGCACAAGCGCCUGCAGGACGUCCUGCAGAGACUGAGGCUCCGCAUGGCGACAGAAUCCCCGGCGCUGCACUGCGUGAGCAACGCGGCGACCUUUGGCCUGAGCGAGGUGGCGCUGAGCCAGUUGGUGGUGGACGGGGUCAAACUGCUCGUCGCCAUGGAGACGAGGCUGGAGGGCGGCCGGGACAUCGACGAGCUCGUUCCCACGCAGAAGUAGAUCGGGACGAUGAUGACGAUGAUGAUGAUGAUUGGCUGGAGAACAGACGGACCGACCAAUCAGAAGGAAGCGUGAAACUAUUAGCUAUCAUAAGGCAAACACAUGCUAAACUAGAAAUACAAAAUUAUGAUAAUAGUCUGUUUGUUUUAAGAGUUACAGGAUUAGGUAUUUUAAUAUAUCAAUUAUCUUUAAAUUAAGGGGAUUUUAUUAAAAAAAUUAUCAUUUAUUUAAUCAAAUUGUGACUAUGUCCUUAUAUAAAAUCUCUAUUGGUAAAAUAAUCAAUUCGAACAACCCGUCAUUAAAUAAAACUAACAGGACGAUUAGCUCCCAAUUAGCUCUCAAUUAGUUCUCAUGAGAGCAACGUAUAAAUAAAACCUCUUUAAAUAUGUCGUCAAGAGAAUU